AUGGCGACCCUCGCGACCGUGCAAUGUCGGAUCCGUCUUCUUGGAAGGGGUAAUCCAGAGCGCGCUGGAUUCAAUUUGGGCGUUCAUCGAACUCGUUCGGCAUGGUAUUUUGGUGGAGGUCUAGAUCUACAGCGCAUUGAGACCAUCGUGGGAUGCGACGAAAUAGGUCGCCUGGAGAGACAAAGCCAGGCAGGUCAUGCAGCAGCGUUGAUGAAAGAAAAGGCGUGA
This is a messenger RNA of Penicillium cosmopolitanum, 228 nucleotides long. RefSeq lists its product as uncharacterized. The coding region runs from base 1 to 228 and encodes 75 amino acids. The transcript has a single exon. The record is from RefSeq and is a predicted model, not a curated record. Lineage: Eukaryota; Fungi; Ascomycota; Eurotiomycetes; Eurotiales; Aspergillaceae.